This is a messenger RNA of Boleophthalmus pectinirostris (great blue-spotted mudskipper), 1316 nucleotides long. It is a transcript of the gene yif1a, whose product is annotated as Yip1 interacting factor homolog A (S. cerevisiae). The coding region runs from base 97 to 1011 and encodes 304 amino acids. The record is from RefSeq and is a predicted model, not a curated record. Gene Ontology annotation, cellular component: COPII-coated ER to Golgi transport vesicle; Golgi membrane; endoplasmic reticulum membrane. Gene Ontology annotation, biological process: endoplasmic reticulum to Golgi vesicle-mediated transport. The transcript has 9 exons. NCBI's taxonomy places the organism in Eukaryota, Metazoa, Chordata, Actinopteri, Gobiiformes, Gobiidae.
CAAUCCCUGCAGAGAGGAGGCGGAACAGAACCACAGUAGCCACGAAGCUAUCUUCAAGCGGCGCUAGCUGCGCAGCUACGCUAGAAAAACUACAAGAUGGACUUGCCACACCAUGGAUACAGAUCAACUAAACAAAGGACUCGUGGGGGUCCCCCUUCGUCGGACUCUGUAUUGUUUGAUGACACAAGCUCCACUGCCCCAAUGAAUAGUCAAGGUUACUAUACUCCUGGGUACAGUAUGGGAGGUACAUCAACUGACAUGCAAGGGGGUCCUGGCGUGAACAACCUUUUUACUGACCCAGUGGCCAAUGCUGCAAUGAUGUAUGGUUCAUCUUUAGCUAACCAAGGAAAGGAUAUGGUAAACAAAGAGAUAAGUAGAUUCAUGUCUGUGAACAAGCUGAAAUACUUCUUUGCUGUUGAUACCAAAUAUGUAAUAAAGAAGCUUAUGAUCCUCAUGUUUCCCUAUACACAUCAGGACUGGGAAGUUCGAUACCACCGUGACAGCCCUUUGACUCCAAGGCAGGAUGUUAAUGCACCUGAUCUUUAUAUACCAACAAUGGCUUUCAUCACAUAUAUUUUACUUGCUGGAAUGGCCUUGGGAAUUCAAAAAAGGUUUAGUCCAGAGGUUCUUGGUUUGUGUGCCAGCACUGCCCUUGUGUGGAUCAUCAUUGAGGUGUUGGUGAUGCUGUUGAGCUUGUAUCUACUUACAGUCCACAGUGACCUGUCAACAUUUGAUUUAGUGGCAUACAGUGGAUACAAAUAUGUUGGGAUGAUCUUCACAGUGCUGUGUGGUUUACUCUUUGGCAGUGAUGGUUAUUAUGUGGCCCUGGCAUGGUCGUCCUGUGCUCUUAUGUUUUUUAUAGUUCGGUCUUUGAAGAUGAAAAUUAUUCCUUCCACAGACUCUAUGGGGACGGGAGGUGCCAAACCUCAGCUUCGACUUUAUAUUACUGUUGCUACUGCUGUUUUUCAGCCAAUCAUAAUUUACUGGUUAACCUCUCACUUGGUCAGGUGACUGCGAGACCCCCAAAUUAUGAAAUUCCAAGAUGUCUGUACAACUACAUUUGUUGGAAGUGAGUGAUAUUUGUCUAAUUGUACAUAUACAUUUUGUUUCUGAAUGGAAUACAUAAUAGAGUACAACUGCCAAAUUUAGAGUAGGGAGAAAACAUUUUGUGGAAAGUUUUAUUCGAUUUGUACUCCCUCCCCCAUUUACUUAACCAAAUACUUUGAUUAUCUGUUGCUUUAUUCCUAAAGUCAGCUACAUUUUCAAGCAUGGUAAUGUUUUGUAUCAAGAAAAUAAACUUGUGUUACUAUAAUACA